Anneissia japonica is the source of this 2262-nucleotide messenger RNA. Its product is annotated as ATP-dependent Clp protease proteolytic subunit, mitochondrial-like. Gene Ontology annotation, biological process: protein quality control for misfolded or incompletely synthesized proteins. Gene Ontology annotation, molecular function: ATP-dependent peptidase activity; serine-type endopeptidase activity; ATPase binding. Gene Ontology annotation, cellular component: endopeptidase Clp complex. The transcript has 8 exons. The coding region runs from base 333 to 947 and encodes 204 amino acids. The record is from RefSeq and is a predicted model, not a curated record. Lineage: Eukaryota; Metazoa; Echinodermata; Crinoidea; Comatulida; Comatulidae.
AUACGUGUCAGCCCCCAGCCUGUCGAUUUGUACUCCCUUAACUGAAAGUGCCACAUAAAGGCACGUUUUCAGCGUGGUGUGUAGCGGAGUACAACUAAAAACUAUCAAUUUGACGAACCUGACAAAAUCAUCUUUUAUUGAAAGAUAAUAAAACAAUCAUCGUCUUUUAAAUAUUACGGUGCUAUGUACAGUGAGCGUUGAAUACUCAAGGAGUUCAUCAUGGUAAUUGGUGAAGUUCACGUUUGAAGUCGCCCUUAAUUGUACUGUAGAAUUGCUGUAAAGGUCUGUUGCAAUGGAGAUCAUUUCAUCAUAGUAUUCAACAUAAUUUACCAAUGGUUCCAAUUGUCAUUGAACAAACAGGACGAGGCGAGCGAGCGUAUGACAUCUAUUCAAGACUUUUAAAGGAGAGAAUUAUUUGUUUGAUGGGCCCUAUACAUGAUGAUAUUUCAAGUGUAGUUAUAGCACAGCUGCUGUUUUUACAAUCAGAAAGCAACAAGAAACCAAUUCAUAUGUAUAUCAACAGCCCAGGUGGGUCAGUUACCUCUGGACUGGGAAUCUAUGACACAAUGCAGUACGUGCGCCCACCGAUAGCGACGUGGUGCGUAGGCCAGGCGUGUAGUAUGGCAUCGUUGUUACUAGCAGCAGGCACAGCUGGCAUGAGACAUAGUCUUCCCAACUCAAGGAUUAUGGUACAUCAGCCAUCCGGAGCUGCACAGGGCCAAGCAACAGAUAUUAAAAUCCAAGCAGAGGAGAUAUUAAAAAUGAGAGCACAAAUCAAUGAGCUUUAUGUUAAACACACGAAACAGCCUUUAAGUACCGUAGAGGAAGCAAUGGAGCGGGAUCGGUUCAUGACCCCACUGGCUGCUGUCGAGUUUGGUCUGCUGGAUAAAGUCCUCGAACACCCUCCCGUCUUACCAGAGGAGGAUGACAACAAACCAUUAAAAUGAUGUUUCGUUAAUUAAUAAAAUCCGGUCUUGCAAUACGUUUUUUGUAAAUAGAUAACACUGGUGAGUUGUAUCGAAGUACGCUAAUGGUUUCAAAGUUCAGUGCUUAUGACCAUUGCAUCUUAAACCCACAGAAAUGUAAUAAUAAUGAUAAUAAUUAUUAUUAUAAUUAUGAUUUAUUGCAGCAAAUUCCAGGAUAUUAAUUGUGAAAAUUAUGUCCAAUAAAAAUCAUUUUUUGAUUUUAUCUUGUUUAUGGUAUUUAUUUUGAUUUUAUAAAAUAAUUUUUUAAAAUGUUUUCUUGUUCAUGUUAUUCAUUCAUAUUUAAAAUGAGAAAUGUCUUCGAUGAUUUCAGUCAAUUGAACAUUAAACAAAUCAUUAUUACAAGUGUGUCAAUGUGCUGAUGACAUUUAAAAUAAAUAUUGGAAAAGGCCAAUAAAGUAGGCAUACCAACUAAUUGAGAAUGACAACCAUGCACCAUCAAACUGAAGUGAGUUUGACUUUUUUUUUUUUUCGUUGAUGAGCUAUGCUUCUUCCUAUUGUUAUUAUUCUUCCUACUGUUAUUAUUUUUUAUCUAUUUGUUUUAUUGUGUGUACGGUGCUAUGCAGCAAAUUUGAUUUGAAAAUACAUAAUAUCUCAAAUAUUUAUUAUCCUUAAUUAUCACCAGUGAUGCCCAUACAUGUCUCUAUUUUAUCUUGUUAGCUUAGAAGAGUUUCGGAUCGUUAACUACGUCACAUACAGAUUGGUUAUAUUUAAGAUGAGGUGAAAUUAUGUUUCUUGAGAAAGAAUGUAUGUUAGGUACUGUAGAGAUGUAAAUUAUAGGGUAUACUUCAUACUUGUUUAUCAUUAAGUUCUAAACAUUAAUAUGAUAUUCCACUCAAUAAAACGUAUAUAUAUAUAUAUAUAUAUAUAUAUAUGAUUAGAAACAUGUUGUAAUCAUAUCAAGCAUAGCUCAUCAAAUAUUUCAGUCGUAUGAAAAAAGUGCCUCUGGUGGGAUUAGCCCUUCAACAAAUACAAAGCUCAUUUACAGUUGUGGAAAAUUCGAAACUUCUGAUCUCUCACUGACAAGGCUAGCGCAUGGGUAUUGUCACAGAUUCCAUCCAGCCGGAUACACUUCAACGCACAACUGAUAGGUAUAUGUCAUCACGAAUUGAGGAAGCAGCAGAAGAAAUGAACUACUGUAUCUGUAUUAAGAUAAAUGAAAACAUGUAAAAUAAAAUUCUAUAUUUUAAUUCCUUAUGUUAAGUAUUGAAAGCGUUUGCUGUUGUAAUGAGCUAAACAACUUCAAAAUUUUAAUUAAAUAUUUUAAGUUAUUUUUUGA